Messenger RNA from Triticum dicoccoides, 1280 nucleotides. RefSeq names its product hypersensitive-induced response protein 1. The transcript has 6 exons. The record is from RefSeq and is a predicted model, not a curated record. Gene Ontology annotation, cellular component: mitochondrion. The coding region runs from base 167 to 1021 and encodes 284 amino acids. NCBI's taxonomy places the organism in Eukaryota, Viridiplantae, Streptophyta, Magnoliopsida, Poales, Poaceae.
AGAACUCGCACCGUCGCACGCAGCCGUGGCUAUAAGUGGGGGAGGAAGAAAGAAGAAGACGACGAAGCCAACCCAUCCAAGCGGCAGCAGAGCAGACGGCCGGCGACGAACCAAUCCAGCCAGCCGAACUCGUCAGCGCGCAGCCGCCCUUCCCGCGAGAUAAACCAUGGGUGGGGUACUUGGUUUGAUACAGAUUGAUCAAUCAACAGUAGCCAUCAAGGAGACUUUUGGCAAGUUUGAUGCGAUCCUGCAACCUGGAUGCCACUGCUUGCCAUGGUGCCUAGGGCAGCAGAUUGCUGGAUAUCUUUCUCUGCGUGUGCAGCAGCUUGACGUCCGAUGCGAAACCAAGACCAAGGAUAAUGUCUUUGUCAACGUUGUGGCAUCUGUGCAGUACCGUGCUCUUGCUGACAAGGCAUCUGAUGCCUUUUACAGGCUUAGCAACACCAGGGAGCAAAUCCAGUCCUAUGUCUUUGAUGUGAUCAGGGCUAGCGUUCCAAAGAUGAACUUGGAUGAUGUAUUUGAGCAGAAGAAUGAAAUAGCAAGGGCUGUGGAGGAUGAACUUGAAAAGGCAAUGUCUGCCUACGGGUACGAGAUUGUGCAAACUCUGAUUGUUGAUAUUGAGCCAGAUGAACAUGUGAAGAGAGCCAUGAAUGAGAUCAAUGCAGCUGCUAGGAUGAGGUUGGCAGCCACUGAGAAAGCUGAGGCGGAAAAGAUUCUGCAGAUCAAGAGGGCUGAAGGUGAGGCAGAAUCGAAAUACUUGGCUGGUGUGGGUAUUGCAAGGCAGCGCCAGGCCAUAGUGGACGGGCUGAGAGACAGUGUUCUCGCCUUCUCUGAGAAUGUGCCUGGGACCUCUUCGAAGGAUGUCAUGGAUAUGGUUUUGGUGACCCAGUACUUCGAUACCAUGAAGGACAUUGGGGCCUCUUCCAAGUCUUCAGCAGUGUUCAUCCCUCACGGGCCUGGCGCUGUCAAAGACAUCGCUUCGCAGAUACGAGAUGGUCAGCUCCAGGGCAGGAUGGUUUGAGGAGUGUUGGAAAAUGGAUGCCACUUUUAUAUGCAUACUUUUAAGUACAUACAGCUUAUUCUUAUACUAUGUGUGAGGUGAGGUGAGGUUGUGCCUAGAUGGAUGUUAAUAUCAGUACUUGCUUGGGUUGUGCAACUCGUAUCUGUAAAAAAUAUCAGUUGUGCUAUCACUGUGUUCGCAACUAUUUGUGAAUUGAGAGUGUUAUAUGUUACUAUAUGGUUAUUAUACUAUAAUUUCUAUGUUGCUACUAGUUUUGUCA